AAGAAGACAAAGCGGAACGGGAGGGAUCCAAGCGAGGAAAGGCGUGGAAGCCGCCUGGUGGUUUUAUGCAAAAAGCUUCGGGUAGACCGUUUUCUUUUAACAUCCUCGUCCGGCAAACAUGGAGGGAGACGAGGAGUUCAUGAAGUACCGCUCUCCGCUAGUGUCUAGAUAUGCAAGCAAGGAAAUGGCCUAUAACUUCAGCGACAAGAAAAAAUUCACAACGUGGAGGAAGCUGUGGAUCCUACUGGCCAAAGCUGAGAAGUUUCUUCAAAAACACCCGUAAUCGUAAACAUCUGAUUAGAACGAAACUCUACAAACCCAAACACUGGAGCUUGGCGUCGAGACAUCUCUGCCUCGUCAUUCCCCCUCAGGAAUUGGGUCUGCCGAUCACGGACGCUCAGAUCCAGGAGAUGGAGAGCCACGCCGAGGACAUCGACUUCGCCAUGGCCGCCGAGGAGGAGCGGAAGCUCAGGCACGACGUCAUGGCUCACGUCCACACCUUCGCUCACUGCUGCCCCUCCGCCGCCCCCAUCAUCCACCUGGGAGCCACGUCUUGUUAUGUCGGCGACAACACCGAUCUCAUUAUGCUGCGUGAUGGCUUUGACAUCCUCCUCCCUAAGCUGGCGAGGGCCAUCGACAGGCUUGCAAACUUCGCAGAGAAAUACAAAGACCUUCCUACGCUUGGCUUCACACACUACCAGCCCGCCCAGCUCACCACCGUAGGGAAGCGGGCGUGCCUCUGGCUGCAGGACUUGGCGAUGGACAUGCGGAACCUGCAGCGAGCCCGUGACGACCUGCGUUUCCGGGGGGUCAAGGGGACGACCGGGACCCAGGCUAGCUUCCUGCAGCUUUUUCAGGGGGACCACAAUAAGGUGGAGGAGCUGGACAGGAAGGUGACAGAAAUGGCUGGAUUCAAAAAAGCUUACCUGGUGACCGGACAGACAUACAGCCGUAAAGUGGACGUCGACUCUCUGUCCAACUUGGCCAGUUUGGGCUGUACUGUCCACAAGAUUUGUACGGACAUCCGUCUGCUGGCCAACCUGAAGGAAAUAGAGGAGCCUUUUGAGAAAGAGCAGAUCGGUUCCAGUGCCAUGCCCUACAAGAGGAACCCGAUGCGGGCAGAGCGCUGCUGCAGCCUGGCUCGGCACCUGGUGGCGCUGAUGGCCGACCCACUGCAAACGGCGUCGGUCCAGUGGCUGGAGAGGACUCUGGACGACAGCGCCAACAGGAGGAUCUCCCUCCCAGAGUCCUUCCUGACCGCAGACAUCGUCCUCAGCACCCUGCAGAACAUCACAGAGGGUCUGGUGGUCUACCCGAAGGUCAUCGAGAGGCACAUCCGCCACGAGCUGCCCUUCAUGGCCACGGAGAACAUCAUUAUGGCCAUGGUGAAGGCUGGAGGGAACAGACAGGACUGCCACGAGAAGAUCCGGGUUCUGUCCCAGGAGGCGGCGGCUGUAGUGAAACAGGAAGGAGGCGACAAUGACCUGCUGGCCAGAGUCCAGAGAGACCCCUACUUCACCCCCGUCCUGGGCCAGCUGGACGCCCUGCUGGACCCCAGCACCUUCGUCGGCCGCGCCCCACAGCAAGUUGUGAGGUUCCUGUCUGAAGAAAUACGCCCCCUGCUGGAGCCCUUUAAGUCGACGAUGGAUGUGAAGAUUGAACUGGAGCUUUAAGGAUAACAGGCACACUAAUACCCGUAUGGACAAAGUUGAGAGAAAGACAGUUGAAUAAAAGUGUUUUUAAUUCUA
This is a messenger RNA of Xiphophorus hellerii (green swordtail), 1748 nucleotides long. It is a transcript of the gene adsl, whose product is annotated as adenylosuccinate lyase. NCBI's taxonomy places the organism in Eukaryota, Metazoa, Chordata, Actinopteri, Cyprinodontiformes, Poeciliidae. The transcript has 12 exons. Gene Ontology annotation, molecular function: N6-(1,2-dicarboxyethyl)AMP AMP-lyase (fumarate-forming) activity; (S)-2-(5-amino-1-(5-phospho-D-ribosyl)imidazole-4-carboxamido) succinate lyase (fumarate-forming) activity. Gene Ontology annotation, biological process: 'de novo' AMP biosynthetic process. The record is from RefSeq and is a predicted model, not a curated record. Bases 171 to 1673 code for a protein of 500 amino acids. Gene Ontology annotation, cellular component: cytosol.